Drosophila hydei is the source of this 2193-nucleotide messenger RNA. RefSeq lists its product as uncharacterized. Lineage: Eukaryota; Metazoa; Arthropoda; Insecta; Diptera; Drosophilidae. The transcript is spliced from 3 exons. The record is from RefSeq and is a predicted model, not a curated record. Bases 30 to 1922 code for a protein of 630 amino acids.
CGACAGCGACGUCGACAGCAGCAGCACAAAUGGACUAUAAGAGCCCGACGGAGCAGAGCGCGCGCAGGCGCCGCAGUCAUGGACUGGUCCAUGCACAGCAACAGCAACAGCAACAGCAGCCGCAGCCGCAGCAGCAGCCGCAUCAGCAGACCCGCAAAGGAACGGCACAUCAGGAACGUGCUGCCGGCAGCCAGUUGACCAGCCGCAGCAAGGCUGCUGCCAAGCAAAACACAAUGCCUAGCAAGUCCUGGACUAAUCCCAUGAGCGUGGCUGUUGUGCCGCCGAGUCGCCACAGCAAUAGCAACAGCAGCAGCAAGGCCAGCGGCAGGGGCAAGAAGCACACUCGCUGCACGUCCGCGAGGGAGUUGCAGCGGGAUGUGCAGCGGCCGCCAUUGACGCCGCCGCCAGCGACGGCGCGUGUGGCCUUUGGGCGCAGUUGUCCCGGCGCGCUGUCCACGCUGGCCAUGGAACAAAUGCCUGUGACUUCACUGCUGCGCCGCAGCGGCGGUGGCGGCGGUGGCGGCGGUGGCGGCGUUGUCGGUGGCGUCGGUACCAGCAGCAGCAGCAGCAACCAAAAAUUCAGACAGGACACGCCCAGGCCGAAGGCAUUGCAAAUGGCUCACGAUCAGCUGGAGCUGCAGCUGACACGCAUCGAGAUGGAAGCAACGACGCCACCGCCACGACGACGCAAGCCGCCGCCGGCGAAGACAGUUCGCCGCCAAAUGGAGCACCCGCCGCCGGUGCCGACCGUGACACCGCUGAGCAGUGCUCGCGGCCACAACUCCGGCCGAGCGCGAGCCGGCGAGCAGCCGGAUGCAGCUGCGAGCGCGGAGCGCGUGGUGCCGCUAACCCAGAAUCCCCAUCUGCUGCCGCCCGAGCAGCGCCUGGCGCUGCUCGACCUGUUAUCACACGGCGACUCCCACGAGCCAGAGAUAGUCAAUCCGUCCACAGACGCCAUGCGUCUCACUCUCCAGAUGCUGCCGCUGGCUUUGACGCCGGGGAACUCGCCGUAUAUCGAGCGCUUUUGGGAGGGUCAUCGCUAUCUGAAGGAGCGCCAGCGACUGCACCAGCAGCUGCAACCGGACGACUUGCGCUACAAGGAGGUCAAGAUACUGCGCUCGCCCAAUGGCCAGCUAUUUCUGUCCAAGACGCUUGAGGAUGAGCUCAAGGAUGAGAAGCAUGUGCUCGACUACAUUGAAUCGGAGCUGCAACGCGAACAGCCUCCCGCAGUGCUGCCCGAGCACACCGCACGUCAUCGCCAGGCGCUGGAUGAACGGGCCGAGCUCGACCGGCAGAAGCAGCAGGUGAGCGAGUGGCGUGCCGAGCAGCGAUUCGCCGAGCAAAAGCAGGAGGAGCAGCAGGUGACCAAGCGCAUGCUUAAGAAGGCCAAGCUCAUCAAACGCCAGAAGCAAGAGCAAGCCAUAUGGAGAGGCAACCGGGAGCAGCAGCAGCCGCAGCAGCAGCCGCAGCGUAAACCGCGGCUGUUGGAGCAGCAAUUGGACCCCAACGUGGAUCUGGAGCUGGACCUGGGCGUGGUCCUGCAGCUGCCUCAAAAAAGCGAACAGAAACCCAAAGUCGUUAUCAAACAGACGGAUGACAGCACAGCCAAGAUCUUGAAUGUCAAUCAGAAAUUGGAAGUGCAGCCUGGCAACAAUAAUGUGAAGCGGGUCAACGAUGGGGAAGACGCACCCAUUCAGGAACUGGAUGACGAUUUAGUCGAUACACGGGAGCAGCGGCGGCAGUUCCAGAAUCUAUGCCAGAGCAGCCAUCUCUACGGCAAUGCCAAUUGCCUCACACCCUGGACGUUGUUCUCCAACAUUACCAACAAUCUGGUUGACCAAAUGACUCGGAAUCUUGACGACGACCUGCAUCGCAGCAUCGCCAGCUUCAUCAAGGACCUUGUGGACAACGAGACCAAUUGAGUCUGAGGCUUCUACUGGCUUGGCGUGCCCAUGGAUCAGUUAGCAUUAGUUCGUAUACGGGCAGCCAACAAAUUGUACGUGCUCCAUAUGAAAAUUCGCUAUGUAUAUAGAUAUAUAACCAUUUAAGUUUGAGCCUUAAUUCAAAAAAGAAGAUUCAAAAACAAUAAUCCAAAUUAUCCAAAGCUUUUGAUGAACUGCAAGCAGCAGUAAGCUGACAACAGACGCUUUCUUCUAAGUAGCACUGGAAAGUCCUGACCACCGAGCCAAUCUG